UUGCUCAAUGCCAUGGCCGCCCCAAUUGUUAUAUAUACCUCCGUUUCAGCUUUCCCAUGAUCAACUACAUUUCUCACUUCAUCUUCUUCAUUAUAUAAUGAUAGUCUAAGCUACCACCCUUCUCUUUCUUUUACAUAUACUAUUUCUUAGCCAUUUGCUAAAUAUCUGUACAAUAGAAAAAAUGGCAGCUUGUAUUGAAAACUGCAGAAGCCAAACCUCAGUAAGUCCAUGCCUUUUGGAAUGUACCCAAUAUUACCAUAUGAUCAGUGCUCGUAAUUCUCUAUUCUGGUGUACUCUCUGGCCCUGCAAACCCGGUUUUGGUGAGCAAAUUCUGGAUGCUGUUUGUGCUUCUGAAAUCAUUCCCGGAGACAUCAAUAUUGAUGAUCUGUGGUUGAAGAUUCAAGAAGAAGCCGUAGCUGAUACACAAGAAGAUCCACUCUUGCACAAUUACUACUUCUCAUCCAUUUUCUCGUACAAGACACUAGAAACUGCAUUGGCAAAUUUGUUGGCUAUGAAAUUGAGCAACUCAAGCCUCUCAAGGAAUGCAUUGUUUGAAACAUUUCUGAGCAUUUUCUCUGAGGAUCAUGAUGUCAGAAGAGCUCUGAGGGAUGACCUUAAAGCAGCAAAAGAACGAGACCCGGCUUGUAUAAGCUAUGUCCAUUGCUUGUUGAACUUUAAAGGCUUCCAAGCAUGCCAGGCUUAUAGAGCAGCACACAAGUUGUGGUCACAAGGUAGGAAAGCCUUGGCAUUGUUGAUUCAGAGCAGGGUUUCGGAUGUUUUCGCAGUGGAUAUACAUCCCGGAGCAAAGAUUGGAAGUGGGUUGUUGCUUGACCACGGCACUGGAAUUGUAAUAGGAGAGACAGCAAUUGUAGGAGAUAAUGUUACAAUUCUGCAUAAUGUAACAUUGGGUGGAACAGGAAAAGCCAGUGGAGAUCAUAUUCGUCGGCAUCCUAAGAUUGGUGAUGGGGUAUUUAUAGGAGCAGGAAGUAAAGUUUUGGGGAGUAUCAGAAUUGGAGAAGGUGCUAAAAUAGGUGCAGGGUCAAUGGUCUUAAAAGAAGUACCUCCCAAUGCUACUGCUGUUGGAAACCCUGCUAGAAUAAUUGGUGCCUAGCUCACAUAAACAUUUUGUAGACUAAUUUGAGGCUUUUUUCACCCUCUCUCUCUCUCUCUCUCUCUCUCUCUCUCUUAAUAAGUUAUUUUUUUCUUCAUAUAUAAAUAAACUUUAUAAGAAAAAGAAAAGCAGGUAGUUUUUCGAAUAUGCUCUGUAGUCUAUUUAAUUUUUUUUAAAUAGUGAAACUGUGAUAACUUUCUAGCUGUGUACACAAUAGAUUUUGUAAGGUGAGCUGUUCUUUUUUCUAUUUAGUUGGUAACAGGCAAUGACCAUCAAUGAAAUUCUGCCACGACACUGUUAAGAUUGAGAUGUCA
This is a messenger RNA of Ziziphus jujuba (common jujube), 1425 nucleotides long. RefSeq names its product serine acetyltransferase 1, chloroplastic-like. The transcript has a single exon. Bases 182 to 1111 code for a protein of 309 amino acids. Gene Ontology annotation, cellular component: cytosol; cytoplasm. The record is from RefSeq and is a predicted model, not a curated record. NCBI's taxonomy places the organism in Eukaryota, Viridiplantae, Streptophyta, Magnoliopsida, Rosales, Rhamnaceae. Gene Ontology annotation, molecular function: L-serine O-acetyltransferase activity.